AUGCUUCUUCAGAUACUGACAGCACUGCUCUACGCGUCUUUCGCGAAUGGGCAGCGUGAACUCCACACGACUUCUUUCGGCACCUGCAUGGACAACAGCCAGAUCACGGCGUCGGUAUUCAGAGUCUCCAUUUUCGCCAACAGGACUCUGACACUCUUCAUCAAUGGCACGAGCACCUUUCGCGGCAACGAUACCAUCGGGUUAGGAUGGUACGAAUCACGAAAAUCGAAAUAUGGAAUUACUUUCGAUCCAUGUACCGUCGAAGACUUCCCAAAUUUCUGCCCUCUUGACGCUGGCGCUCUCAAUGUGAACGUGAGCCGGACUCUGCCUGGAGAUUCACUGCCGGAAGACAUAUUCACCAAGUCUAUGCUGGAAGCCGAGUUCCGAUUUUAUAUCAACAACAGCACGACAAUGAAUAACGUCGGAUGCCUCAGAGCCGUCUUAGCGAACGGUGUCAAWCGUACUGACAUGGCCAACACGAAUUCAUCUUCUGCAAACACUACAGACGAUAUCGGAGAUGAAGACGGAGGCUCACCAGGUGGUAUUUCUUAUUUUAAUUGGACUCUCCUCGCCUCCGCUAUGGCGAUUGUAGCAAUCAGCAACAGUAUGUAG
This is a messenger RNA of Ramularia collo-cygni, 612 nucleotides long. RefSeq lists its product as uncharacterized. The record is from RefSeq and is a predicted model, not a curated record. The transcript has 2 exons. Lineage: Eukaryota; Fungi; Ascomycota; Dothideomycetes; Mycosphaerellales; Mycosphaerellaceae. Bases 1 to 612 code for a protein of 203 amino acids.